Molecule: messenger RNA, 1924 nt
Organism: Larimichthys crocea (large yellow croaker)
Lineage: Eukaryota; Metazoa; Chordata; Actinopteri; Sciaenidae
Gene: tmem263
Product: transmembrane protein 263
Exons: 4
Coding region: 393-758 (121 amino acids)
Source: RefSeq, a predicted model, not a curated record
AGGUUGUUUUUAUGGGUGUUUGGAUGUAUGUAAUCUCCCGCCAAAGUUACAGUCUGUACAUAAACUUUAUAAUCAUACCAUAUCUAAUCAUAUAAUUUUAUAUGCACAACUACACCCUGCGAUCAUUUACUAAGCCAAGCAGCUGGAACUGCAGCCGACAGACAGACUGUGUGUACCGCUGCCUCUGUGUGUGUUUUUAUGGGUGGAGACAAGAGGUCCUCCUCCAAAAUAUAUUCAGACAGACAACAAAGUCAGCUUAACCGCCUCCAGCAGCAGCAGCAGCUACAUCACCAUACAGGCCGUGAAUCCUGCACAUGAUCCGGGUCACUUUAGUUCUGUGAGUCCCGCUGACACGGUACACUACAUCGGAGUCUGCUAACAAAUCAAGAGAGAUGAGUCAGGCGGAGCAGGUGCCUGAGGACGGGCCUGCAUACCUCAAUGAUGAGCCUGCAGCUACAGACAACAACAAGGACCACCCACAGACACAGCCGGGCAUGUUCGGCAGGUUGGCGGGGGGCUUGUACGGCGCCACCAAGGGAGCUUUAGGAGCGACGGUGGGUGGUGUGACCUGGAUAGGAGGAAAGAGUCUGGAUCUCACCAAGAGUGCCGUCAGCACUGUAGCCGCUGUGCCAGGGAUGGGAGUGGGGCUGGUUAAAGGAGGAGUGUGCGCUGUAGCUGGAGGAGUGACUGCUGUCGGCUCUGCGGUGGUCAACAAAGUUCCCAUAGGAGGAUGCAAAAAGAAGGACAAGUCUGACUGAAGUGAAGAGUGUGAACACACACAGCCCACACUGUGUUUGCCUGUUUUAGCAUUCAUGAGCAGGAAAAGAGCAACAGAGGACUCAAAAGAUACACAUUUUGGUGAGGGGUCUGCGCUUUGUUUUCCUUUUUAGUUUCUGUUUAUUUUUACGUGAUUGUUGGUAAACCCACGUUCGUAUAUGAGUAUGUGGCAAGGACCUACAGUACAAAGCAAGAACUAAACAAAGACUGUCCUGCUCUGUUGUUCAAGGAAAACACACCAAACUAUUAUCACCUGUGCCUGAAAUUGUUACAAUAAAAUAUCCAUGUUUCUGGAUCCAUAAUAGGCCACAACAAUGCUGUUUUCACUGCAAACUGUUGCAUUUUUCAGAGGAGCAAAACUCAGUGUGAAUGCACUUAAAUUUCACUUGCGAGACAAUCAAUGAUGAUCCAUAACUGACGUGAAGAUGUUUCUUGGGUUGGCAGUGUCAGAAAAUGUGUGCAGUGUAAUAAAAAAAAUCACCUUCCUGUUCAGUUAAUUCUGUUAGUUCAGGAUCCACAAAUGAACAGAUGUUUGAGAAAUACAGUCCAGUUUAAUAUAUCACCCACUUACUGGCUGUGUAUAUUUCACUGGUGAAAUCACGCCACCCUCUGGUGGUUAUGCGCUCACCUCAGUUGAAGGUAUCUUGUACUUGGAUACAGAAUCUGAUUUAUUGCAAUAAAUACUGUGUCACAGUAUAAAAGUAAGAGUAUUUUAUUACACUUAUUUUGACUAAAUCUAUGUUUUGAUAUGUGACAUCUCAAAUAAAAUAUGAGAACUAUAACAUCUCUCUGUGCGCUUUUGGACAGAGAAGCUUCAUGAAUCUCUCCUACUUACUCAAAGCAUUAAACAUUCCCAACCAAUGCUCCUCCAAAUCAAUGGGAUCACUGUGUCUACUCUAAGGAUCUGAUGGCUGGACUUUACAAUAUUUUAAGCUGACAAAUUUGUACAUUUAAAGUACAUUUAAUAUAAAAUAUAAAAAUACCUUUUUGUAAAAUGCAAUUCAACCCUUAUAUGAUGGAAGAUUUCAAAGCUUUUGUUUUAUCAGUGUUGCAGAGGAUUUGUUGAAGUUUGCUGAACAGCAAGAAUUUAUUGAAACUUUUCAAUAUUAUAUUCAUAACUUGUUGAAAUAAAAGAUGCUAAAGGUUG